GAUGGCGGCAGAAGACUCGGACAGAACUUACAGAUGCUGCCGUCACACGUUGCGCUCCACCACACUGCUGCGGCUCGAGGCGACGUGGUGCGACAUGCUAUGACGGUACCAUUGCGCCGAGUGCGACGGCGGGCUUCCUUACAACAAUCAACAGAGCCUCGGGUGUCAGCCAAACACCCGGAUUCUCUACUAGAGCUUGAGCCUAUUUAACAUGGAGAUCUCGGUGCGGGCGCUCACGCCACCACAGAGCGAUCGCCAUGGGCUCGCCAACAUGCUGAUAGCGAUAGAAAUGAGCGCCGGCGGGCUGGGCUCGUACCUGGCGGGACUCAACGCCUCGGGGCUGGUACCGAGCCUCUCGUACAGCUACAUGGCCUGUGCGAAGUAUCGCGAGUGUGGUCCAGCGCUUACCAAUCAUUGUGACAGACUAUCCGGAUGGAUCGUGUCCAAUCAUAACUAUAGGUAUGAUUCUAGCAAUGACCUGAGGUCCCGUUCGCGUUUCGACAGCACCAAGCUGCGGCCAGCACUCUUCCGCUCUUCCAGUCCCCAUAUACUAAUCACGGUGUUCGCUGGAACUGCUGAGAGAUGGCCGUACAGGACAACGAACAUCUUGUGCCUGCUGCACUCUUGCCUGUAUCUGGUUUCAGAGCUGUUCUUACGGGCAAUGAGCUUCUCACGUUCUUCAUUGUGCAUACGAACAUCUGGGUCCAGAGAGUAGGUCUUGUCUAGAUCCUUGCACAGAGCUUCUACAUAGUCAUCGGAACUGCGAAUCGUUUCUCCAGUCAGGUCAUGUUCCUCCUCAGCUAG
Molecule: messenger RNA, 804 nt
Organism: Alternaria alternata
Lineage: Eukaryota; Fungi; Ascomycota; Dothideomycetes; Pleosporales; Pleosporaceae
Exons: 1
Coding region: 212-715 (167 amino acids)
Source: RefSeq, a predicted model, not a curated record